AUGCCCGACCUCGGGGACGACUCGCUGCUCGUCGAGGCGCGGCAGCGGCGGAGGGACGAUGGCGAAGAUGGUGAGUGCCCGGCCGGGAAGCGCCGGCGGCUGGGCGUCGAUCUGCCCGGCAAGCUUGGCGGCGCUGAGAGGGAGUUAGAAUGGUCUGGAGAAUCUGGAGGGGCGAAGAUGGGGCCUCCAGGAGCUGUUAGGGGGGCGUGCGGGCGCCUUCAAGCGGUGCUGGACGCCGAAAAUGGCGAAAAUGGCGGCAAAGGGGACGGGCAAGGGGAUGGUGUUGAUGCCAUGUUGCCCAUGGGGCGGCCCAUCUCGGAGUCGAGAAAGCUGGAGGGCAAGUCAGUGAACAGGGCACGCGGCAACGGGUUGGGGAAUGAGGCGCGUCAGUUUGGCUUGGCGCCUGCGGGGAUUGUGGUGCCGGGUUCGGCGUCGAUGCAGAUGGUGGGGGCCCUACCAGGGACCGAGGGGGGAAUUGGAGGGUUUGGAGAGGGCCAUUCAGUCAGGUUGCUGCCACAGCUGCAAGGCGCCUCACCUCGAGGCGAAGAGGCCAGAGGGGUGUCCCAACCAGGUGGGAGUUGCGGACCAGGAGCGCCGAUCGAGCUGGCGAAGACGUGCCAUGUUAAGGACUUGGCGGCUGGAGGGGAGGGGGCUGGGUGUGUCCCCAGGUCCGGGGCUGCCGUUGCGGGUGGUCUGGGGCAGGAGCGACCGGAGAAGCUCCUGGGGUCGAUGCAGGACUUUGCAAGCUUCGUCCAGCAGACUUGUCUCAUGGCCUCCUCCCAGGGCGCCCACCAGGGGGCUCGAAUGUUGGCAUCUGGGGGGGCGUGCCACCAGGCCCCCCAGAAUCAGGCCGCCCAGCCUCUCCCUGCAGCCGCGGCCAUGGAUACGCUGGCGCUUCCUGGAGUCAUGCCACCUGGUGUGCACAGCAUGACAGACAUGUUGCAGAAACAGGUCCCAGCAAUGCCGCCAAGAAUGCCUCCAAAGUCGGAAACGUGCACGAGUGCCUUCCUUCCACAGCCCAGCGUCCCGUUGGGCAUGUCAACGCUGAUGCUGCCCCCUGUUCUGGCUCAGUCUGCGACGGGCCCAGCCAACAUGGGCGCCCCCCCGCUCCCUCCCAACAUGGCCAUUCAGCGCUGCCAGGAUGGUGUGGUGGCGGGCUUGGGGUCGAUGGGGCUGGCGUCCCUUCCCUCCGAGUGCUAUUCAGUUCCGGCAGCCAAGCUGCAGCAGGGCACGCAAACCCCACUGCUGCUGGACACCACUUCGAUGCUCACCCUGCUCGGACAGCAGCAAACAGGGGACGCUACCAUCUCCGCAUGUGAGACGCAGCAGGCUUCCAUGCAGACCAGCAGAGCAGGCGCCCCGUCGGUGCAGAAUCUGUCACUUUCAGCGGGCUUGGGGCUGGGCCCCCAGGGCCAUACGGUGCCGGGGUUGAUGCAGGUGCCUUUGCUGCUGGGACAGCAGGUCUGCCAGCCAACGCAGGGGAUGGAUGUUGUGACGGUGGUGAACAAGGCAGCCGUUCCGGUGCAGCCUGGGGCAGGCAUGGGCGUUGUGCAUGACCAGCGGCUGGCCCAGGCUGGCGAGGUGGGGCUGGCGGCCAAUGGGCAGCAGUGCACUGCCUCAGGGCAGGCACUGGUGCCAGAUGUGCCACUGAGACCACAGGCACCGCUGGGGAAAAACACAGUCAGGGGCCUGCUGCACGUGUUCAGCGACGACAUGCGUUUCAUAUUCUUCAACUCGCAGCAGGCAAUGUUCGGGGAGUCUGCAUGGGUGCCCGGUCAGUUCCACUACACGGAGUUGUCGGAGUGCGAGAAACACGGGUCCCCCAUGGCCCAGCGAUUCUUCGUGGAGCUGAUAAACAGAAUCAGGGGUUGUUGA
This is a messenger RNA of Ostreobium quekettii, 1875 nucleotides long. Lineage: Eukaryota; Viridiplantae; Chlorophyta; Ulvophyceae; Bryopsidales; Ostreobiaceae. The record is from the annotation of a GenBank genome assembly.